CGUGCUGAAUCUCAGUGACCGUGAGCCGUCUGACAUGUUGGAAAGAGAGGAAACGUGCUGACAACUAAAAUGAUGAAUUUAGCCGCUUUAGUUCACAGCCUCAGACGCUCUUUGCUACACAUCGAGAGCAGACUUCUGCAGGCGGCUGGACUAGACCGACACCUGGCUCCAGCUCUGGCGGUUAAUGGCCCCAGCCUCCUGCCUCAGGUCGGCCAGGAGCAUCAGCUAGAGGAGCAGCAGUGUCCGGAGCAGCCCCCUGGCCUCCUGGACAGCAUCUUAUGGAUGGCAGCUCCCAAGAAGAGACGCACUAUAGAGGUCAACCGCACCAGAAGGAGAGCUGACAGCAAACUCCUAAAAGUCAAGACCAACAUUGAGCCGUGUCCAGAGUGCGGCCACUUGAAGCAGAAACACAUCAUGUGUGGCUUCUGUUACGCUAAGGUGUGCAGGGAGACUUCUCUGAUUCGUCAACAGAUUCAAGCUAUGGAAGGAGGCCCGCUGAGGGCGCCGACUGUGGAGACGGUUGUGCUGUAUGAGGGUGAGACUCCAAGCCAGCAGGACAAAGACAAGAGGAUAGUGGAGAGAACGAGGAAGAGACCUGCCUGGUUCAGCUAAUGACGCUGUGUUGUACCUUCAGUUUGACUCAGGUCUGGUCAGAUACAUACUUUAUCUGAUAUAGUGAACAGCAUGUUUUUGUCUGGGCUGUUAUCCAGUAAAUGAAAGAUGUAGAUGUGUCAGUUUUGUUUCCACAAACAUAACCUAUAAGGGUAUCAGCUUGUUUGAUCAGAAGCAAUACAUCUUCAGAUAUAUCUGCGACCAUACUAUACUAUAUCAUUCUAAUCUAAAGAUUUGGUGGUUCACACAACCAUAUAGUUUUUGGUGCUGUUAGUAUCAGACAUCAUUGUUCAUUUUUUGUUUUCUUUUUUUCAACCGUUCUUCAGACUUGAGUCUGAGAGAAGUUCACUGUAUAUUUGAAUGUUUGACAAUAAAUUCCUUAUUUGAAAAAAAGAAUCUUGAGUAU
This is a messenger RNA of Toxotes jaculatrix (banded archerfish), 1018 nucleotides long. RefSeq names its product mitochondrial ribosomal protein L32 (gene mrpl32). Bases 70 to 612 code for a protein of 180 amino acids. The transcript has 3 exons. The record is from RefSeq and is a predicted model, not a curated record. Gene Ontology annotation, molecular function: structural constituent of ribosome. NCBI's taxonomy places the organism in Eukaryota, Metazoa, Chordata, Actinopteri, Toxotidae. Gene Ontology annotation, cellular component: mitochondrial large ribosomal subunit. Gene Ontology annotation, biological process: translation.